Meira miltonrushii is the source of this 2458-nucleotide messenger RNA. RefSeq lists its product as uncharacterized. The transcript has a single exon. NCBI's taxonomy places the organism in Eukaryota, Fungi, Basidiomycota, Exobasidiomycetes, Exobasidiales, Brachybasidiaceae. The coding region runs from base 301 to 2376 and encodes 691 amino acids. The record is from RefSeq and is a predicted model, not a curated record.
GAAUAGAGUCUUGUCGGCAUAUUCUCUUGCUUUACGCCUGCCUACACAAUACACUGUGCGCUGCGCAUAAAGAGAGGGUAAGGGAGGCAGCAAGGGCUUAUAGCAACAAUAAUCCACAACACUUACACGCUCUUAUCCCGUACUCGUCCCGUGUCUAUUAGCAUACUCAUUUGUAUAUCUACAGACAGAAUCGCUCUCCAAUCAAUCAUCUCAACAAACAAAAACCAUCAAUUAUGUGUUCGCGGUGAAAUGAAAGCUUCAGUGCAUUGAAGCAAAAGCGCACAAACAACUUAUACAACAAUGCCUCGUGCUGGCACUGGGCCGAUCACAAUGGCAGAAGAUCCGACAACUUUAACACAUUCUUCUUUUGCUGCUGGAGGUGGUGGUGAUUAUGAUAUUCACAGUAGCAGCCCUUCUUCCUCUUCUAUGGAAAGGUCAUCAAGUCGCUUCACUACAAACGUUUCAGACUUUCAACUUCCUCUACGAAAUGGAUCAAUAGCCAAUACAAUCACAGCGCCAAAUAGUCGAAAUGAUGCAGAAUACGGCGUUACCUCUACUUCACUUCCUUUGCUCAGAAGGGCGGCUGCAGCAGCUGCUUUUGCUAAUGCCAGCAGUCGAUCGCGACUACGAAGAGGUAGUAUGCUCGGCAGAGAAGUGCCAAAGGAUGAAGGAUUGACCAGCAGCGAAGAGGAUGAGGAUAUGAGCGCACCCGUCGAUAAAAGCCCUUCGCCGAACAAUGACUCUUCCUUUCUUCACAAAAAUGCACAAUCAGAGCAAGAUACUUUGGACGAUGAUAUGCAGAUAGAGACAGGAGAUGUGUCACUGGAAAAUGUCAAAUUGGAAAGUCGUUCACGACCUAGUACACCACCUCCUCACAUCUCUUCCGGUACAACUUCAGAUAGUCCUGGAACACCAUUCGAAUUAGGCAAAGCAGCUCGAGGUGGACAAACAAGAAGAGGUGCAGGUCGUAGUAGAGGGAGUCAGGGCUUUCGUGAUAGAGGUGUACAGCGAGUUGCGGCAUCUUUGCGAGACGAAGCACGUCCGUCAGAUAGUGAGAUCGCUUCAGAAGCCAAACUUCAACGAAAGCUAGCACCUGAAAGCGAAUCGAUCACUCCCAAUACACCGAGAUUGUUGGCGGUUGGUGCACGAUCACCUGUUGCACUACGAAAACAGCAAGCAUCCUCUACAGCAGGACAAGCGAGCAAUAGCGUCCAAGCAUUUGAUGAUGACGACCUCAUGUUUCAUGAUCACUUUGAUCCAUACGAUGGUGCUGAUUCCAGUGACGAGGAAGAGUUUGGCUCCGUUUCCGCUGCGAAAGUAGGCCACACUGCCAAUCUUGCAAAUACGUCAAACGAAGAAGAAAAUGAAGUUCAACAACAUGCUGAUGCGAUUGCUAUUCCAGGUGCUGCAACUUCUCAAAGAGAGAAACUCUGGCUUGGCUUUCGUGAAUCUACACCGGCUGCUGGUUUACGUAAUUCUCCUGGAUCGGAAAGAGUGCUUGGAAAAGGUCGCCCGAUUCCAAUGGGCGGUCCAGGUAAUGGGUUGUCUUCUUCUUAUGGAUCACCUUCUUUGGAUACAGCAAUGGAUGCAGAACCUGUUGUUAGUAUACCGAUGCGACCGGGUCUAACGAUGGCAUCGCCAAGCCUAUGGGGUAAGACGACAAAACGAAAACAUGAAGCGGAUCGAUAUGAGCCGUAUUCUGCUUCUUUGCAUAAGCGAAGAGCAGUGUCACCCGUUACAAUUGCAUCAGCAGGAACGGGGGGUGGAGCAGGACAUUCGAUCGCAGCUGCGGCUGCUGCUACUGCUGCAGCUUGGCAAAGACAGAGAGCACGUUCAAGUACGCCUACAACGACAGCACAAUCGCCACUACUGCAAGCUAUCCCUCAACAACAAUCACCUUUGCUUUCAAUUCAAACAAACAGCAAUAUGGGAUAUUUCAACAAUCUGCCCAUGCCGACUCCACUCUCGAUUCCCUCUCCAACAUUAUCCGUCACACGAGCAAUGUCAGGAACAAUAAAUGGAGCAGGAGGAUAUUUAGGAGCAAAUGCACAAUCCCUAUCAAAGAGUUUGCCGCCUGGGUUGAGCAAUAAUGCAGCACGUAUGAAUGUGACGAAUUCAAAUGGAUCAACGAUGAAUGCAUCUGAAAGUCCAUCAUCUACACGACCAUCAACGCCAACAAAUGUGACUUUACCUGCAUCAAGAGGUGGAACGGCAGCGAAUGGUGGAGGAGGAAGUGGUCCAGGAUAUGGAAGUGGUGCUUUGGGAUUAAGCUUAGGAAGUGGAACGAGCAAAAAGUUUAAGCAGGAGCAAGAAGAACAGGAAGAACAAGAAGAUAUGCUUGACGAUGUCAAUGCGAUUCGAUUGGGUGAAAUGUGAAAUGGGAAUGGAAUUGGUCGUGUAAUGUAUUAUUUUGUGUAGAUUAAUGUACCAUUAUAGGCAAUGAAUUGUUUUGAAUACA